AUGAAAUCUGCUCUUGCUUUUACUCUCCUUUUGGCUGCUGCUUCUGCUGCUCCUGCUAACCACCGUCACCACGACCACAAGAGAGACAACAACGGUGGCUCUUCGAACCCUUUUGCCGGUGAUCUUUCUGCUUUCUCUGACCCAACCAAGCCUUUCGAGGAUGGUGUCCAUGACUGUAGCUCUUUGCCAACCGGCCAAGGUGUCAUUGCUGUCGACUGGAUCUCUGGUUUGAACGGUGGUUACACUUCGAUCAUGAACCUUCAAGGUGGUACCUCGAACACUUGUUCCGAUGGUUACUACUGUUCUUACGCUUGUCAAGCUGGUAUGUCCAAGACCCAAUGGCCAUCCAACCAACCAAGCAACGGUAUGUCCGUUGGUGGUUUGCUCUGUAAGGGCGGUAAGUUGUACCGUUCCAACCCAGACCAACAGUACUUGUGUAACUGGGACAAGCAAACUGCUUCUUUCGUCUCCAAGCUUAGUAAGGACGUCGCUAUUUGCAGAACCGACUACCCAGGUUCCGAGAACAUGAACAACCCAACCUUGUUGCAAGCCGGUGGCUCUGCUCCAGUCUCCGUUGUUCACGCCGAGACCUACUUCACUUGGAAGAACGGUAAGUCUUCUGCUCAAUACUACGUCAACAACGCCGGUGUCACUGUUCAAAACGGUUGCGUCUGGGGUUCUGCUGGCUCUGGUGUUGGUAACUGGGCUCCUGUUGUUCUUGGUGCCGGCCAGAACGGCGGCAACACCUACUUGUCCUUGAUUCCAAACCCAAACAACAAGGACGCUCCAAACUACAACAUUAAGAUUGUUGGUGCUGACGGCUCCAGCACUGUUGGCACCUGUAAGUACGAGAAUGGUAGCUACCAAGGUGGUAACGGUUCUGAUGGUUGUACCUUCACCGUUACUGGUGGUACUGCCCAAUUCGUCUUCUACUAG
Molecule: messenger RNA, 936 nt
Organism: Australozyma saopauloensis
Lineage: Eukaryota; Fungi; Ascomycota; Pichiomycetes; Serinales; Metschnikowiaceae
Gene: SIM1
Product: SUN family protein
Exons: 1
Coding region: 1-936 (311 amino acids)
Biological process (GO): fungal-type cell wall organization
Cellular component (GO): fungal-type cell wall; cell surface
Source: RefSeq, a predicted model, not a curated record